Messenger RNA from Girardinichthys multiradiatus, 2692 nucleotides. RefSeq names its product matrix metallopeptidase 28 (gene mmp28). Gene Ontology annotation, molecular function: metalloendopeptidase activity; zinc ion binding. The transcript is spliced from 8 exons. Gene Ontology annotation, biological process: proteolysis; extracellular matrix organization; collagen catabolic process. Gene Ontology annotation, cellular component: extracellular matrix. Bases 108 to 1691 code for a protein of 527 amino acids. The record is from RefSeq and is a predicted model, not a curated record. Lineage: Eukaryota; Metazoa; Chordata; Actinopteri; Cyprinodontiformes; Goodeidae.
CUCCUGCAGCUUUCAGAGCGACUGUCAGGGAUGCAGGUCAUCUGUGGGAGCUCUCUGGGACUGACAGUAUAUUUAACCAUGAGCAGACCAGCGGUCGCUGUGCAGAAAUGCGCGCUGUGCUGACGGUGUGCUCAUCCCGCCAUGAACCGCCGACCUCCGGGGGGAACAUGAGGAGGGUCUGGGUCCUGGCUGUGACAGCGCUGCUGGCCGCUUACAGCGCCCGGGCAUCACCGCUGCUAGUGGAUCCAGAGGACUUUCUGGAGAAGUAUGGGUACCUCCAUCGUGAGCACCAGAUCCACAAUACAGUUGAAGUGCAGUCAGCCAUCAGAGAGUACCAGUGGUUAUCCCGUCUCCCCAUCACAGGGCAACUUGACAGCGCAACCCUGAGGCAGAUGGCAGAGCCCCGCUGCGGGGUGUCGGACGAGGGCACACAGCAGGUCUGGGCAAAUAGGGUAAAUGUCAUCUUUACUGGGAAGAGGCUACUGCAUCAUCGCAGGAGGCGCUCUGCAGACCAAGCUGAGAAGUGGUACAAGCGACAGCUGACCUACCAGAUAGUGAACUGGCCUCACCACCUGUCCAUGGGCUCUGUGCGAAUGGCGGUGCAAACUGCUUUCCAGCUUUGGAGCAAUGUGUCCGAGCUGGUGUUCCAGGAGGCCCCCGAGGGCCCCGCAGACAUCCGCCUGGCUUUUUAUGAGGGGGACCACAACGAUGGGACCAGUAAUGCUUUCGACGGACCAGGUGGGACCUUGGCUCAUGCUUUCCUGCCUCGCCGAGGAGAAGCCCACUUUGACAUGGCGGAGAGAUGGACGCUGAAUGGACACAAGGGCCACAACUUGUUCAUGGUGACCGCCCAUGAGAUUGGACACACUCUGGGCCUGGAGCACUCCCCCGUGCGGCAUGCUCUGAUGUCUCCGUACUACAGGAAGCUGGGCCGCAGACUGGUCCUGAGCUGGGACGAUAUCCUGGCUGUGCAGCAACUGUACGGUAAACCAUUGGGUAAUCGCCCAGUGAGGUUGCCUGGACAGGUACUACACGCUGCGCUGCAGGAGUGGGAGUUCACAGAGCUUCAGAACCAAAACCCAGAACUGCCUCUGUAUUGCCAGGGGUUCUUUGAUGCCAUCACUGUGGAUGAGCAGCAGACAGUGCUGGUGUUCCGGGGAAGCAUGUUUUGGACGGUAUCAGUUGAAGGCAGUGUGAGCGGCCCACUCCUCCUCCAGCAGCGCUGGCCUGGCCUCCCUCAGGCAAUAGAAGCUGCUGCCUUUUCCCCUCUGGACUCCAAGUGGUAUUUUUUCAAAGGGAAGCGGAUGUGGCGCUACACAGGCCCUGAACUGGACCCAGGGUUCCCCAGGAAGAGCAAGGAGCUGGGUCUGCCUCGCCGCCCAGACAGUGUUUUUUUCUACGCCCCUCUGGGUCAUAUGGUGCUCUUCAAGGGCUCUCGCUACUUCGUGCUCAACCUUAAAACUCUGCACCAGGAGGCUUAUUAUCCCCGCGGGCUGACAGACUGGACUGGGCUGCCGCAGGGCACCAACGGGGCACUGACCCGUCCAGAUGGCAGACUUUACCUGUUCAAAUAUCAGCGGUUUUGGAGGUUUGACCCCAUGAAGGUGCGGGUCACCAGACAGGGCCAGUGGGCCAAGGAUUUAAGCUGGACUGGUUGCAGCAAAAUUCCUCAUAAUAAUAACAUCCUUUGACCACCAAGGGGAGCUUUAAAAUGAAAAGUGAAAUUUGUCCACAUACUUGUUUCACAUAAAAGAAGGCUCCUGCAUUUUUAACAUUAACUCAUGUUGCAACCGGGUCCUGACUGACAAUAGUGUGACACCCCUCCAUUAAACCAAAGGUAUAGACCGUAUUUAUACUACUGAAAACAACUUAUACAACGAGGUAUGUGUAAUUAUUGUCUAACUAAUGCAGCUUUGAUGUGAUCUGCCAAAAACAGGCAGUGUUUCAUUUGCAUUUAAAAAAUAUAUAUACAUAUAUUUCAAUUAUAGCUUCUUCAGCGUCACCAGUGUAUGUGGCAGACUAUAUAUGUGACCUUUGACCUGCAAAUGUUCUUUAUGUUCCUACAUAAAGCAUCAGGCCUUUCUACGCUGUGGAACCAAAUACUAGACAAGAAAAUAUUUUAACCUUAUCCUUUUUUAUUUUUUUUAAACGCACAACAUAGAGUAGAAACUUGAUGGAUUUCAUUCUUUUCGUGUGACAGGCCUGUGUGCAAUAAGAGAGGGCGUGGUGAAGUGGUUAUUUAUACUUUACAUGAAGGCCAGCAUAAAUAUUACUCAGCUUUAACCUCAUCAGGUAAGGGAAGUGUUUUUCAUAAACCUGGCUGAAACAUGAGAAAGACCUAUAGCGUCAACACCAGACCAACUCUUGUGGUGAGAGAUGCCAAACCCAAAAGCUGCUGCUGGUUUCUAGUAUACACUUCUAGUAUAGACUUUAGUGUACACAGUCUAGUCGAGCAGAACCUGCAAAUAUACCUAAAAAGAAACUGUACAUGAACUGCUAAAACUCUGUGAACCUAAAGUAAACUAAUGUGCGCUGUGAAAAACAUCUACUCACUUUCAGCUGUUUUUAUUUUUAUUUUUUAGUUGGUGUAAAAAAAAAAAAAAAAAUGUCAGACUUUGAAACAUUUGUAAUGUGUUAGGUUAUUGCAAAAAUUUUAAAUACAAUUAAUAAAGUUGUAUUAUUGUUAAAAGUU